UACUUAUUGCUGACUGGGUUUUUUUUCCCUUUUAGCUUACAGAGAUUGCAGGGCAACCCAUACAGUGCCUCACUAAUGGUUCGAUGGCUGAAGUCUGUUUUUACCCUACAUGCAUCCUACCUUUCCACAUUGCCAGACCUUAUUCCUCAGCUGGGAAUGUUAUAUCAGUUGAUGGAGAGCAGAGUAAAAACUUUGCAAAAGCUUUCCCGUCUGCAUGGAAGACUCUUCAUUCUUGUCACCCAGGUUGCAGCAUCACAGAGAGUUCAGGAUGUACCCGAGGUUAAUCAGACUGCAAAGCUGGUCUAUGAGGAUGACUCCUCAGAGGAGGAAGGCUCAGAUGAUGAGAUGAUCGCAGAUAAAGACUCUGACGAAAACUGGGAUGAAGAUGAUGAAAAAGAGGAGCAAUCUGAUGAACAAGACAUGACUGUUGAAAAGGAAAUCAAUGGUGAUUCUGAUUUGGAACCAGAAAAUGAAAGUGAAGAAGAAUAAGAGCACGAAAGAGUAAUUUUAGCGGUUUGAGCAAGUGGGCCACCGAGCUCUUUGAUUCUGGAUCCUGUUGCUGACAGAUGCUGUAUUUGCACAUCAGGAGUGCAAAGCAUUGCACAGCCUGUGUGCAGAGGCACCUGUGGGGCACUGCAUUUCUGAAUGCAGAAUGUUUAACCGUGCCAGCCUUCUCUCGCCCUCCUUCCCUGCGCUUCCUUAGAGAAACAUUUCCUCCACCUCCUGGUCAGAUUAUGCCUGUCAUGUGGACAUGCAUUUGUAUCUCAAGUGAAAUAAAUUUGCCACCGCUGUUUGUGUGGGAAACUUGGUUCAGCUUUACAUUGAAUUUGUUUCAAAUAUUCAAGGAUCAAAGACAACUGGUCUAUACCUUCUUUCCAUGCUUCAGUUAGCAAUAGCAAGUGAGCAUCCUUCUGAUUUUCUUUUUAAAGAAACAGAAAAAAGAAAAAGAAGAUAUUUUUGUAAUAUUUAAAUUCUGUUCUGAAAUUCUUUUCUUUCCCCCUUUCAUUGGCUCAGCCAUACUUUGGCAAUAUGUAAAUGCCAACUUGACUUAAAAAUGGGUUUUUCCCUUUUUUUUUAACAAAUUUGAACUCAAGACUUUUAUAUGUACAAAUCAAUUACUUUUCUUUUGCUUUAAAAGGCCAUUAGAACCAUCACUGGCUCCUAAUUUUGUUUGAAUGGAGGCUGUAUAUAAAUUUAAUGCUAACCCAGAAGACAGACCAUGUUGAGUUGGGUGGGGAAAGGGGAGUGACCCAGGGAAAGGAGAAGGUGAAUGCUUGUGAAUACAUAGCACAGAGCUAUACUUUUCUUAUGGAUUUUUAAUCUCUCAGUGGCAGAACAAGGACAGUUCUUUGCUCAGCUAAUGGGAGCUGAAGUGGUGCAAACCCGUUUUUAAGAGCAAACCAAGGGAAAUGUUUGAGCCAUUCACCACUAUAAUGUACAAUAAUAUAUUUGUCUAUAAAUGGAGCUGUUGCAACAAAUACCACCCUCUUUGUAAAGUGAAUAAAUAUACAUCUCUUUUACCAAA
This is a messenger RNA of Catharus ustulatus (Swainson's thrush), 1525 nucleotides long. RefSeq names its product WD repeat domain 43 (gene WDR43). NCBI's taxonomy places the organism in Eukaryota, Metazoa, Chordata, Aves, Passeriformes, Turdidae. Bases 76 to 489 code for a protein of 137 amino acids. The transcript is spliced from 6 exons. The record is from RefSeq and is a predicted model, not a curated record. Gene Ontology annotation, cellular component: nucleolus. Gene Ontology annotation, biological process: maturation of SSU-rRNA from tricistronic rRNA transcript (SSU-rRNA, 5.8S rRNA, LSU-rRNA).